This is a messenger RNA of Pyricularia grisea, 1503 nucleotides long. RefSeq lists its product as uncharacterized. Gene Ontology annotation, cellular component: cytoplasm. The coding region runs from base 1 to 1503 and encodes 500 amino acids. Gene Ontology annotation, biological process: 'de novo' NAD+ biosynthetic process from L-tryptophan. Gene Ontology annotation, molecular function: metal ion binding; heme binding; indoleamine 2,3-dioxygenase activity. The record is from RefSeq and is a predicted model, not a curated record. Lineage: Eukaryota; Fungi; Ascomycota; Sordariomycetes; Magnaporthales; Pyriculariaceae. The transcript has a single exon.
AUGUCACCCCCUGAACAUGCGCCACAGUCCCCGGCAGCCUUGGCUUCAUGGCUCGAGUCAAAAUACUCUGUCACACCCAAUGGCUUCUUACCCUCGGCAGAACCACUAGCAGUCCUACCCAACACCUACUACCAGCCCUGGGAGACACUGGCCUCUUCCCUGCCCAAGCUCCUGCAGAACAACACCUUCCGGGCCCAUGUCGACGCAGAGUUGCCCGUGCUCUCCACAUCCCGCCUGCAAGCCGAACAGGAGUGGAGGCGCGCCUAUCUGAUUCUGACCUUUGCGACCCACGCAUACAUAUGGGGCGGAGAUAAACCGUCGGAGCACCUGCCGCCCCAGAUCACCGUGCCGCUGCUCGAGGUUUCGAAGCAUCUCGAUCUGCCCCCGGCUGCAACCUAUGCCGCCACGAACCUGUGGAACUUCCGCACCACGGCCGAGGGUGCCCCCUUUAGUGACCUUGACGCCAUCGAGUCUCUCGUCACAUUUACCGGGACCCCGGAUGAAUCUUGGUUCUAUGCCGUCAGCGUUGCACUCGAGUGCGAGGGCGGCAAUGUGAUCCCCGUCAUGAUUUCGGCCAUGAACGCCAUCCCAAACAACGAUCUGGCCGCCUGCAGGCAAAACAUUGCGGCGCUGCACAAGCUCAUGGCAUGUAUCCGCAGAGUCGGCGACAUCCUCGACCGCAUGCACGAGCGCUGCGGCCCGGACGUCUUUUACCAUGCUAUCCGGCCCUUUCUGGCUGGCAGCAAAAACAUGGCUGAUGCCGGCCUUCCGCGCGGUGUGCUCUACGACCAAGGUGACGGCAAGGGUGACUGGCUGGGUCUCAGGGGUGGGAGCAACGGACAGAGCAGUCUGAUCCAGUUCUUCGACAUUGUGCUGGGCGUUGAGCACAAGGCAACCGAGAACCAGAACUCGGACCUGAAGAAGCACGAGGACAAGGAGCUGCCCUUCCACGAGGAGGUGCGCGCCUACAUGCCUGGCCCCCAUCGUCGCUUUCUUGAAUACGUGCGAUCCCUGCCGAGCAUCCGUGACUUUGCACUGCAGCCGAUGGAGACAGACGAGGCCAUUGGAGAACGAGAUGAUGAUGAUGAGGAGGAGGAGGAGGACCACGAGCUCAUGGCGGAGCGUGGCCUGCUGAGGAGCACCUUCACGCGGGCGACCCGGGUGCUGGCUGGUCUGCGAAACAAGCACUUGCAGAUCGUGGCGCGCUACAUCAUCCUGCCGUCGCGUAGGCAGCAGCAGCAGGUUCGAGCUGGCCUGGGUCAGCAACCGGGUCAGAGGAACAUUGGACUGGCCGGCGUGGCGUGGCGUGAGCCGCCUCAGAACCCGGUAGCGAUACCCAAGGAUGAUGGAGAUGGUGUCGCUGGUGGUGGCCAGCGGAAGAGGCGCAUGUCAGAGACUCAGCUCACGGGUACAGGUGGAACAGCCUUGAUGCCCUUCCUCAAACAGGUUCGGGAUGAGACGGUACGGGCUGGGCGGCCGGAUGAAGUGGAGAUAGAGGCGUAA